ACGCAAUACCUACACUAUACACGGCGCGCUAUAUAUAAAGCACAGCGAGACAAAGCAAGUACAACUUCGAUCUUCCUAAAAAAUACUCGAAAAUCUGUUUUCCAUUCUGCAUCAAUUAUGUCUGCUCAUCACAGAGACAAUUACAGGGCUAUAGCACAGCGUUCGAAAUUAUUUCCGGUAAUUCCACAAGUAGUAGAAUUCAACUUCCACAACUAUACUUGCUCAUUUCAGAGACGCACAGCAGUAUGCCUUACUUGUGACCGUUCAGUUUCAGAUGCACCGAACACCACGUCGAAUUUUGUCAAGCACUUGAAAAAACACAGGAGGCGCUAUGAGGAAUACCUCGCGAGCAAGGUUCAGAGGAGGCCGAGAAAACGAUCCCGACCUCCCCCACCACCAGAUCGACCACCAUCUCCACCACAAGUUCGUCAACCAUCUCCACCACCACGCCGACAACCGUCUCCACCAACCUUUAACCAGCCAUCUCCUCCACAGCAGCGUUUACCUUCUCGACCGCCACAACGCAGACCAUCUCCGCCACAACAGCGUCAAUUACCUUCUCAGCCACCGCAACGUCGACCUUCCCCGCCGCCACAGCGUCGUCGACCUCAACCACGUCAGCGAUACUCGCCGCCAAUUCACCAACCAUCUCAAGCUCGCCGGCGACCAUCCCCACGACAGCUCCCGCCCUCUCAAGUUUACGCCACGAUGUUCGGGGAUGAACUCCCGAUGCAAUCGGGACUGUCGACGACCUUGGACCAACCGUCGACGUCGAUGGCGAUUGAGGAAUCGAGGGACGUAACCGCCGAAAGUAUCGCCUUAUCGGGGGCCAUAGGACAAUCCUCGACUAUGAUGAACAUUGAGAGACCGAGAGUUGUAACCGCCCAAAGCAUAGCGUACGCCUUCCCCGCGGUUGAUGAGGUUGAUGAUGACGACUUCACUUUCCCAUCCACUGAGUCAGAAACUUGCAUUAUUCAGUACAUGAGCGGUUUCGGUAACGAGUUUGCGACGGAAGAUCCCCGUUGUCCUGGAGCCUUACCGGAGGGUCAGAACAACCCUCAGAAAUGCCCCUAUAACUUGUAUGCUGAGCAGCUGAGUGGGACGGCAUUCACGGCUCCGCGGGUCCACAACAAGCGAUCCUGGCUCUACCGACUCCGCCCAUCUGUCGUCCACACCCCCUUCAAGCCCAUCAGCAAUGGGAACAUGACAAACAAUUGGGAUAGCUGGCCACCAAAUCCUAACCAGCUGCGUUGGCGUCCAUUCGAUAUGCCCCAUGAAGGCUCCGGACCAGUUGACUUUGUUCAGGGUCUGAGUACGGUUUGUGGAGCAGGAGAUCCAAGGAGCCGACACGGCACUGCCGUUCAUGUCUAUACCUGCAAUGCGUCCAUGUCAGAUAAGAGUUUUUACAAUUCUGAUGGAGACUUUCUCAUAGUUCCACAGGAGGGGGAGCUCAUCAUUUUCACUGAGUUUGGGAAGAUGAUGGUGAAUCCUAACGAGAUCUGUGUUAUCCAGCAAGGAAUGAGGUUCAGUGUGUAUGUGAAUGGACCUUCAAGAGGCUACAUUCUAGAAGUUUUUGAUGGCCACUUCACCCUUCCUGACCUUGGUCCCAUAGGAGCCAACGGACUUGCCAACCCCCGUGAUUUCCUGACCCCGACGGCCUGGUUUGAGGACCGUCCAAGCGAUUACACCAUGAUCAGCAAGUUCCAGGGCAAGCUCUUCUCGGCGAGUCAGAAGCAUUCUCCGUACGACGUCGCAGCGUGGCACGGCAACUACCAUCCCUACAAGUACGAUUUGGAAAAGUUUAUGGUGAUCAAUGCCGUUGCUUUCGAUCAUGCAGAUCCGUCAAUCUUCACAGUCCUAACCUGCCAAUCCAACAGACCCGGUACUGCCAUUGCUGACUUUGUCAUCUUCCCACCUCGUUGGUCUGUUCAAGAACAUACCUUCAGACCACCAUACUACCACAGAAACUGCAUGAGUGAAUUCAUGGGUCUUAUCAAAGGAAAAUAUGAAGCAAAGGAGGAAGGAUUUCAACCCGGCGGUGCUUCCCUUCAUAGUAUGAUGACACCCCAUGGUCCGGAUGCUACCUGCUUUGAAAACGCUUCUAACGCACCUCUCAAAGCCGAACGAAUUGCAGACGGCACGAUGGCAUUCAUGUUUGAGACGAGUCUAAGUUUAGCCCUGACUGAAUGGGGAGACAAAACAUGUCAGAAGGUAGAUCCGAGCUACUACGAAUGCUGGCAACCGCUUGAGAAACGUUUCAAAUCGGAAGACGGCCAAGCGAUGGCGUGAAACCGCCCAAAGUGGAAGAUUCGUCAGCAAUAUCGAUUCUGUUUCUCCAUUCUUGCAGUCACAUGGCAGCUUCAUGAUCAUUAUUUUUUUUAAAGGGAAAAACUUGUGGUGGGAAAGAUUUAGAAUUAUGAUAUUGCAAUUUUCUUAUUCAUGUAUCAAUAGGAAAGACAUACUAUAGAAGGGUGCAUUAGCAUUCAUGCCAUCCCCCCAGUCGAUAGCUGAAAUGUUCAGGUCAAACAUAUGUUUGUAGUUACAGCCAUGGAUGCAGUCAAGGCCAACCUCAAGGUCACUUUUGCCGGCCUUGGCCUCGGCCCGAGUCAUUUGUGUACAAAGCGUAUGGGAGGUGGUUUUCUCCAACUGCCUCGUGACUCGGCCUUAGCAGCCUUGACUUCAUCCCUGGUCCCAGCCACUCGUUUCUGUGUGAAGUGUAUUUGACUCGAAGCAGACUAAUGGGGCAUUGCAACUCAAGCUCAUUUCAUGUUCAUUUUAUUCACUUUCACCAUUUAUAUAGUUGGAAAUGAUCUCUUAUUGGAAUUGGUAUAGUAUCAUGGGAAGUCUUCCAAUUGAAUGAGUUUCAUGUCAGUGAGAAAAAAAUGCAUGAAUUCAGGGAUCAAACAAAGAUUGAUUAUGAAGAAAAUGUUUUUUUCUCCGUUUGUUGCUUUCCUUUUAGCCCAGAUUUUAUUUCAUGCUGCAUCACACAAUGGGGAGUGUUUUGUUUUAAUCAAUCAUGUAUUUUCUUUUUAUUUGUUUCAUUCAUGGAGUGUUUGUUAAACUGAAAUAUAUAUAUCAUUACACAGUUCACAUGGUGGAGCUUUGUAAUUGAAAAGGAAUGGUCACUGGUCACUUUAAGAUCAAAAUCUUAAAGGAAGUGAAAGUCGACACUGAAAUCAAGUACAGUUAUCAUGAGAAAUUAUUAUAUGGUUCAGUUAUGACCAACAAUAUCCAAUGAUAUCGCUUGACCAAUAUCAGGGGAGUCUACCUUACACAAGGUGAUGAAAUCUAAUAAGCCAGUUCACGGUUAGCUCAUGAUCAACUUUUCUCAAAUGACCUUUGUGAUUUUUCAUUAGGAUAAGCACUAUCAUUUUCAAAUGUAGAUGUUGCGUAAGCUUUACCGGUAGAGUAUUCAAAUUCUAAGAACAAAAGGCAUUGUAUAGACCAGGUGACUAGAAUAGUACAUCAGGGAUAAAGUUUGGAAAUCUGUUUUAUUGUCUGCCUUUGGCACAUUUGACUAUUGUUUAGGCUACUGUCAAAUACCAGUGAUUAUGAAGGCUCUAUUACUCUUCAGCUUGGAUGUGAUAAAUAUUUUGAAAGGAAUACAUGAAUAAUCAUCAAAUCACAAAUGCCUAUGUCAGUGAAUUUGAAAGCCACCUUCAUGGUUGUCUCCAAUGACCAUUUUCUGCUCGUGCGCAGUUUACAACCGUGAACAGGCUUAUUCAAUUGAUCUUUAUCAUGUGUCACCUACCCCAUUAGCAAGUUGUGCAAUAUUAACUGUUUUCAAAUAUAAUUCAUGACUACAAUCAUUCAGCUCUUUACAAACAAGGAUGCAGUUUGUAAAUAUCCCAAUUUCUUCAUAAGAGCACAGUUUAGAAAUCAUUGUUCACCUGCUAUUUUUUAUCUUAAAAUUAAGGGGAUUCGUUAAACGCCCUCUCGAAAACACAAUCUGGCUGGCAUUUGACAAGCUUCAUAGUCAAGAGCAAAGGUUUCUUAGUUAGUAAUUAGUGAAAUUUGCAUGGAAUUAAAUGGUUCUAGUUUUUUUUUUCAUUAAGAAUGCUUGAUUGCUUUGAAGCCGAAAUGGCUGCAUGGCUGCAGCCAGGGUGAUAAUAUAAAGCAUAGUAGAGUAUAUGCAUAUAUUAGAUGUGCUAUAUGAAUGAACUUAUUAUUUUCAUUAUAGUGUGAGUCAAAUAUUAUAUUUUUCAAAACUUUCGGCAAUUUAAGUCUUUGGCACCGAGUGCAGAACAAAUCAUAGUUGCCAUCAUUGGAUGUUUAAAAUAAAAUAUUUUAAAAAUGUUUUAGAGAAUGGUAUUUAUUUUACCAUGAAGCAGCAGCCCCCCCACCAAUUAUUGGUUACACUUCGUAAUUCCGAAGGUUCUUUAUUCCGAAGGUUCGUAAUUCCGAAACACGUAAAUUGCCUAUACCUCGAUGUUCGUUAAUCCGAAAACGUAAAAGGGUUCGUUAAUCCGAACAUUUGUGGCGUUAUUCGGAAGGUUCGAUAAUCCGAAAACGAAAUAAGGUUCGAUGUUCCGAAGGUUCGCAUUUGAAUAGGGGGCCUCUUGAUUGGCCCAAACUGCUUUAAUAUUUGUUAACAGAAAGAGAGCCUACAAUAUUUGUUAACAGAAAGAGAGCCUACAACUUCAACACAAUUUUUGACAAAAAAUCUUUUUUUAUUAUUCAAAUAAUUAUACCUUUUUUUAGAGCGGCUUACAUGUAGCAUGCGCCAUUUUGCAAUGUGUGGCUAAUUUAGAACCCGUAAUGUAAAAGAGUGGUUUAGAAAAUGCACUGAAAGUUAAUUAUUUGGCACAAAGUGCACUACAAAAUCAAAGUUCUUAUUUUAUGUUUUGAAAUGUAUUUUGAAGAACCGAUUUUAUGUUAUUUUCCUCGUUUCUAGUUUUGUCUUUAUUUAUUUAUAUUUUUAUUUUUUUCUUGAUGAAAUAUGUAUACCAGUAGGUAUUGCAGAGGUAUGCCCUGAAAUAUUGAGUACACACAGUAUUCAUUCCCUGUAUAUGUCAAAGCAGUAGCAAUCAAACUUUGUUUAUUUAGCCAUUGUAAAUACCAACCCUUUAAAGAAGUGAUCAUGAUUUUGCAGCAUGUUUCAAUUCUUGUAACAUCAGAGUCUUGGUUAAUAUUGUUAGAAUUUAUUUUUUAUAAAACAUACUAGUAGUUAAUGUUGAACUUUACUGUCAUUUGCAUCAUUUUCACAAAGCAUUCAUGCUCCUGCGAUAUUGGUCUAAAUGAAACAAGUUCAUUGAAAGAAAUUCUCAAUAUUACAUGCUUAUUCAUCACUGUUUUCAAAAUUAUAUAUGGUAUAUUGUUUUUGAGAGGUUCAAUGAAAUUUGCUUACCACUAGAUUAGUGAUACAUCUUUUUCUUCUCAUUUUUGCUUUGAAGUGCCAAGACUUAGGGGGUGUUGCAAGAAAAUAUUUGCAAUCAGUUGCAAAUAUUCUGUUGCAAUUCUAAUAUUGAUGGAUCAAUUUUGACUGUAGCAAGUCAGAUUACACUCCUUUCAAGAAACAGAUUAGGCCAAUCAAUCACAAUUUUUUAUUCAAUUGCUAAACAUGUGAUUGAUUUAGGGACUGAAAAUAGACUUGCAAUUGAUCGUAUUGGUUUCUUGCAACACCCCAAUAGUGACGAUAUGUGAUAUUCGCUAUAUACAGACUGUUAUUAUUGUAAAAAUGCACAUUUUUUAUGAAAAGUGCUGUAUUGUUGUGCAUACAAGAGAAUUAUGAUAUCUCCCGUUGUGAUAAAGUUGUGCUAUCAUGUUUUCCUCAAACAAUUUCAAGAGAGCAUAUUGUACAUUCAUGGAAUAAAAUAUGUCAUUUAAAUUCAA
Lytechinus pictus (painted urchin) is the source of this 5832-nucleotide messenger RNA. Its product is annotated as homogentisate 1,2-dioxygenase-like. Gene Ontology annotation, molecular function: homogentisate 1,2-dioxygenase activity. Gene Ontology annotation, cellular component: cytoplasm. NCBI's taxonomy places the organism in Eukaryota, Metazoa, Echinodermata, Echinoidea, Temnopleuroida, Toxopneustidae. The transcript is spliced from 14 exons. The record is from RefSeq and is a predicted model, not a curated record. The coding region runs from base 118 to 2289 and encodes 723 amino acids. Gene Ontology annotation, biological process: L-phenylalanine catabolic process.